CUAAAUUCAUUCCUCACCGAGCACAAUCGUUCUAUUAUACUAGAAUGGCGACUGCUGUUUUCGGUCGUCAAUGUACAACAGGCAGUAAUACUGCAAAAUCACACAAAGAACACCUGCGAAAAGGUAAGGAUUCACGACGGAGACAGGCGGCUCUUUUGUUCCUCAACAACAUAUCUUUAGACGGAAGGCCUUUGUAUCAUCUCAGCAAUGGAAACCACGGUCAAAGGGAGGCCGCCGAGCUCCGAAGUCGAGACGCCACCGGGGCACAGGCGACUGGACACCCUCUGUUCUCAUCGAGUAUCUACGGAACCGUCUCCCUUGUGGCACCCUCCUUGGCCGGUGGCGCUGCUCCUACUGUGGCGGGGAUCAGUGGACUGAGCCCAGUCCCUCCUAAUUUGGGCAUGUCUACAGACACGGGCUCAAGUACUGCUGUGCGGUGCAGUGAGGUGUUUUUUGAGGGUGUUGACCCCAUGGCACCACCAGAUACCCCUCUGUCCCCCACCUCUGGACCUCAGACAUUCAAUCCAAGUGCCAAAUCAUCAUUUGUGCCCCAGACUCAGAAUUCCGUUCCGGGGGAUACACAAAGAUCACGGAAUCAUUCGGGCUCUCCAAAACCUGCAAGGGUGGCCAAGAAGGUCCACUUUAUCAAGAAUAUGAGGCAGUACGACACAAGAGGCAGCAGGAUCAUGAUGAUUUGUGCCAAGCGGUCUCUAUGUGCUGCUUUCUCAGUGCUGCCCUAUGGAGAGCGUAUUCACCUCAGUGACCCAAAGUUGGAGGCGCACAAACUACAGCUGUCCUCUGGGGUGGCGUCUGACCUGUUCCCUGGCCUGGAGGGCCUGGGGGUGGAGCUAGGUGCAUAUGGAAAGACGGUAUCGUACGCCCAGUUCCUUUUCCCCACUAAUGCCCUGGUGAGACCGAAGAGCAGUGGAGCACUAGAGCCCAGCACAACACAGACCCCCCUGUCACGUUACCAAUGCAACGGCCAGAAGAACUACACCACCCCGUCUCGACUCAACAGCACUAUAGGACAGGACCUGAAUAUAGAAGACCUGGCAGACUAUGAUCCCUACCUACUCAGUGACCCUCAGUGGCCUUGCGGAAGACACAAGAGAGUUCUUAUAUUCUCAUCAUAUGUGACGACUGUUAUUGAGUAUGUGAAGCCGUCGGACCUGAAGAAAGACAUGAAUGAGACGUUCAAGGAGAAGUUCCCCUAUAUUAAACUGACCCUCAGCAAGAUAAGAAGCCUGAAGUGGGAGAUAUGUGCGGUGGGAGAGGAGUGCAGUUUGCAGCCGGUCACAGUGGCCAUGGCAUUUGUGUACUUUGAGAAACUGGUGCUGCAGGGCCGCCUGAACAAGCAGAAUAGGAAGUUGGUGUCUGCAGCCUGCGUCCUACUGGCAGCCAAGAUCAGCAGUGACCUGAAGAAGCAGGAGGUCCGACAGCUGAUUGACAAGCUGGAGGAGCGUUUUCGUAUAAACCGCCGGGAGUUGAUUCCAUUGGAGUUCCCUGUCCUGGUUGCCUUGGAAAUGGGGCUCUACCUCCCUGACAGCAAGGUCAUGCCGCACUACCGCAGGCUGGUGCAGCAGGGCUAAGCUGGAGCCUGGAGGUGGCCCGGAGAACUGGCCUGUGCCAGUUUUGAGAUUUUAAGUCCUGAUGAUAUUGAUUGGAAAUGCUGUUCCUGAAUCAGCACCUUGAGAGAUGCACCUUCUGCCCUAGAAUCUGUUCAGGUGUAGCAGGCCAGCCUAGCCUACAUGCUCCUUAUAAAAAUAAAUCUAACUGUUUAGGUACUCUAUUUAUUUGAUUGAAUGCAAUCCAAUAUCUUGAUAACUUGAUAUGGAUAAUAUCUUGGUAAUAGAAUGAAGGAUUUUUAAGAAUAUUUUCUGCAAAGCUGUUAGACUUUUUUUUUUUUUUUUUUCUAUGUUUUGAUUCUUGUUGGGUCAGCUUGUUCUCAACUUCUGGGUGGUAUAUGGCAUUCUGAUGUGAAUAUUUUUUUCAUAGAAGGGUUCAAAACCAUGUUUAUUUGUACAAACAGUACACCUUAAAUAUUUUCAAAAAAACUGAGUGAAGGAUGGCAACCCGAUGGGGGUGUCUGAUGACUUUUACUAUUCUCUAGUUUAGCUCUUUUGGUCUUAAAGGCAUUGGUGCUCGGAUGAGUGGCAAUGAUGGGUUACAUGUGAUCAGAUGACAGAUGUAGAUGGUUUUAGUUGUCAGUACACUCAUCUGUUUGUGUCCAUUGUACUGGUUUGGUUGCUUGUGAGGAGGGCUAACGACUGCAGGUGAGAGCACAGGUGGUUGUUAUGGAGGUUAUGCAUGCUGUUUGAUGGCGGUGUGUGGCGACUAAUGAGGGACAGGCUAGGCCAUGGUGAGUUUAAAAAAAAAAUUGUUACAUUCACUUUUUAUUUUUAUGCUUUAUUGAAGAGAUGAUAGUGUUGGAAAGUCGGGGAGGGGGUUAUAUUUGUCCUAUUUCACACAUUGGGCCGGAUUUGAACCCAUCCCUACUCUGGCAUACGUGUGUGCCGGGUCAGCGGCUGUGACCACACAGGCCACCAAAGUAUGAGUUUUUACAUUUGGCCUGCAUCUAUAAGCAGCCAAAAGGCAUCUCCCGAGGGUUGACUUGUUGUUCAAAGUUUAAAAAAAUAUAUAUAUUUUUUUUUUAUCAAUAAACCAGAUUAAGACUUGCAGUGCAUUCAAAACGCAUGACAGCGCUCUGUUAUAGAUGAUGUCACAGAUCACGUUAAAGGUGGUGAUUGUUCCUUCUAAUCCUCUAUACUUUCAUUUCUAGCUGUGGGAAGAAGUCUUAACUUAAACUCUAUUUAAAGGAUGUGUCUGAUAAGUCCGCAUAAUGUGAUGUUGAUGGUUGCCAUGUCAGUUUGAAAUAAUUUAGCCGCCCUGAAGUAAUUCCCCGUCCAAAGGUACAGAAAUUGUAUUUUUUAUGUGUAAAUGGUGCCUGGUAUUGGUAUCUUUGCUCAUUGUAGCUUGUGUUGAUCUUACUACUUAUUCACUCACUUUGAAAAUGACACAUCAGUCAUUGGACUUAAAAGGCCACAAAUGUGAUUGAAAUGACACACUGGCCAGCCCAGAACUCUCAUCCUCACAAACUAUACUGUAGAAGCAUCAGUGUUUCAGUUGUUUUUAUUGUAUCAUUCGUUUAGAGCUUGGCUUGUAUUUAUUACCCUUUUCUUGGGUUGGAGUCUGAACAGUUUUGAUCAUGUCAGUACUGUAGCUAGCAGUCAGUCUAAUUGUGUAGACUUUAAAUCACCACUGUGCAAUCCACUGCCUUUGUUGGCGUUAUCGAUCUUCUAUUACACAAAUGACUUUUCUGCUGUGGAUGGUUUUGUUAAGUUGCAAUCAAACUUCAUAUCAGUACUUGGUUGGUAUUGUAUAUCAACACCCAGGUAUAGGAUUUGCAGUAAGUAUUCUUACCAUAUUGUUCAGUGCUGGAUCAUCCACAAGCCAGUUGUCAUAUUUUUUUUUUUUUAGUUCUCAGGAAAUAUCUUUCAAUUAAAGCUUUAUUUUUCCACUGAUCAUUCUGGGAUCAUGGGAUUUAUCAAACAGAAAAACUCUGGAAUGAGAGCAGGUAGAAACCGGUUGUGUCCUAAAAAGUGGAUUUAUUUACAGUAUUUCUCUUCAUUUGCGUUGUAUUAUGCCACUUGACAAAACAGUAAAGUGCCUAAAACCACCAUGAGUUGAAUGAUGUAUCAGUCCUAUCCAGAUAUUAUUCCCUCUUGUAUUUCACUCUCUUGUUGGUGUUUGACCGUACCUGUGAAUAUCAUAGAAAGUUGGACUCUGCAUAAUGUGAAGCUCAUUGUUCUGUGAGUGACCUUGGAGAAAACGUUUUGUACAGUAAUGUGCAGAUUUCUGCUGUGGUGUGACUGGAUGUCUUUGUUUUGCAAAUGUAUGCUUAAAAAAAUUACCUCUUGUAAUUUGUUUAGAAUGUGAAAUGGUAGAACUUCUGAAAAUGUUGUGCUCAUGAAUGGUGUCAAUUUUGUAAAAGUAUAAUUUUUUUCUUCUUAAAUCAGAAAAUAUAUUUAAACAUUUUCUAACCAUUUAA
Messenger RNA from Salmo salar (Atlantic salmon), 4048 nucleotides. It is a transcript of the gene cables2a, whose product is annotated as Cdk5 and Abl enzyme substrate 2a. The record is from RefSeq and is a predicted model, not a curated record. Gene Ontology annotation, biological process: regulation of cell cycle. NCBI's taxonomy places the organism in Eukaryota, Metazoa, Chordata, Actinopteri, Salmoniformes, Salmonidae.